Messenger RNA from Phanerochaete carnosa HHB-10118-sp, 1104 nucleotides. RefSeq lists its product as uncharacterized. Bases 1 to 1104 code for a protein of 367 amino acids. Gene Ontology annotation, biological process: proteolysis. NCBI's taxonomy places the organism in Eukaryota, Fungi, Basidiomycota, Agaricomycetes, Polyporales, Phanerochaetaceae. The record is from RefSeq and is a predicted model, not a curated record. Gene Ontology annotation, molecular function: aspartic-type endopeptidase activity. The transcript is spliced from 7 exons.
AUGCUGCAAGGAGUACGUCCCCAUGGCCCUCGCGGGAACCAAUCUCCCCACCACCACGGAUUUAGCGAGGCUGCCAUCCGUCCCGAUGCAACUGGUGUUGACGCUACCGAUACUGCAAUGGCCUACACAGUUGAAAUUGGUGUCGGUGAUCCCGAAACCAAGUUCACACUCCUCGUCGACACUGGUACCUCCAACACCUGGGUCGGUGCUGACAAAAAGUACGUUGCGACCAAGACUAGCAAGAACACCGGUGAUACCGUGAGCGUCAACUACGGCACUGGCAGCUUCUCAGGGACUGAGUUCCUCGACAAAGUGACUAUUAGCCCGGACCUCAUCAUCGAGAAGCAAUCAAUUGGCGUUGCCUCCGAGUCGCAGGGCAUCAGCGCCGUGGACGGUGUCUUCGGUAUCGGCCCCAUAGACCUCACCAAAGACACUGUCUCUGGCCAACUCGAGGUACCGACCGUCCUCGACAACAUGACCUCGCAAGGUAUCAUCAAAUCCAACGUUCUCGGCAUCUUCUUCGAGCCCACGGUCAAGGAGAGGACCGUGACCGGUGAACUCACCUUUGGCGGAUUCGACCAGAGAAAGAUCACCAGCAACGUGACUUUCACCCCGAUUACCACCGUGAAGCCCGCGGCCGAAUAUUGGGGCAUCAAACAGAACAUCAAGUAUGGCAAGAACUUACACCUACUCAGCGGCUCAGCGGGUGUCGUCGACACCGGUACCACGCUCCUCGUGCUCGCGACCGACGCGUACCAGGCGUACCAGAAGGCGACGGGCGGAGUGGUCGACGAGACGACCACUCUCCUCAAGGUGACCGAGGAGCAGUACAACAACCUUCAGAGCCUCUACUUUGAGAUCGACGGCACUACCUUCGAGAUGACGCCGAACGCCCAGAUCUGGCCGCGCUCACAAAACGUGGAUAUCGGCGGUGAUCCGAACAGUAUCUACCUCAUCGCCUCCGACCUCGGCCAACCCAGCGGUGAGGGCAUCGACUUCGUUAAUGGCUUCACGUUCCUGCAGCGCUUCUACAGCGUUUUUGAUACCGACAAAACCCGGGUCGGCUUCGCGACGACCGCGUUUACACACGCGACCACGAACUGA